AGGACAGGAAAAUUAGCUGAUCACCAACACAAUACACAAACCAAGGUGCAUGUUAUUUACACUAAACACCCCGCACGGGACCACUGCAAUGGCUUCAAGUCAAGUGUCAGGUGCAGGACUGUGCCCCCAGGACCCCCUCCCGGUGGUCAUCAUUGGCAAUGGCCCCUCUGGAAUCUGCCUGUCCUACCUUUUGUCUGGUCACAGACCCUACCUGAAGGAGAAGGUCUCCCACCCCAAUCCUAUCCUGCACCAGAAGGUACAGGAAAUAGCGGGAGAACCUUUGCUGGAACAGAACUUGGAGUACCUCUCUGAAGGUCUGGAGGGACGCUCGCUCAGCCCUCUCAGCCUGCUGCUGGACGCGCUGCUCCGGCCGGAAGGGGACCUGGGUGGGACUGCAGAGUCACUGCUCACCUGGCGCAGGGACCCUGGUCAGCACCUUGCACACCUGGUCCUAGGUAAGGGGCCAAUAGGAGGGGCCUGGCAGGCAAUGGAGGGAUCCAUGGUCACACUCAGCCUGGGGGAGUGGAUGGAGUUGCCAGACCUGUCCUUCAGGGACUGGAUGAUGAGAAGAGGAAGGCAACUCAGAAACAACCGUGCGACCACCAGGGAUGUGGCGCAGUACUACCAACACUAUGUUCAGGCCAAGUCCCUGCAACAGAACUUCUGCAGCGGUAUGUUGGUGACCUCUGUUAGAUUGCUCUGGCGAGAUGAGACCGGUGCCUGGAACACAGUGACGGAGUGGGGAAUGGGGGCGGCGGACCCCUCCGGCAUGCUGUUUGAGGUCCAGGGCGUGGAGGAUGUGCAGGGCAGCAGGCAGAGGCCAUUCCGUGUCUUUGCACGAACAGUCGUGUUGGCUACGGGGACGUAUGACUGCCCUGCCCGGUUGGGCGUGGAGGGCGAGGACCUGCCCAAUGUCUUUCACACCAUCGGAGACCUGGAGAGGAAGCUGCAGGCCCGCCAACUCGGCCCGGACUCCGAUCCUCUGCUGGUGGUGGGGGCAGGGUUGACGGCGGCGGAUGCGGUGCUGCUGGCCCAGCGCAGCGGUGUUCCCAUUGUCCACGCCUUCCGCCGUGCCGUGCAUGACUCCACUCUCGUUUUCAACCAGCUGCCCGCCCUCAUGUUCCCAGAAUACCACAAGGUCCAUGACAUGAUGGCCUGUCAGCCGCUCACAUCCUCUGGGCCGUACCGCGGAUACACCAGUCUGCCCUGUCACCGUGUGCUGUGUUUCCACCCUUCCGGAAAGAUCACGCUGGAGGACUGUGGUGGCAAGGGGAGUAAAAGAGAGAGGCGUAUCUUUGACAUCUCCAUGGCAAUAGUGUUGAUUGGUUCAAAUCCAGACCUGUCCUUCCUGCCUGAUGGUGGGCGUGGCCUGGCGCUCAAUCCUUGCCAGCCUGUUAGCGCCAAACGGAACCCGCUGGACACGGACCCUUUCUCGUAUGAGAGCACCCGGCAGCCCGGUCUGUACGCCCUGGGACCCCUCGCAGGGGACGGCUUUGUCAGAUUCCUGCAGGGUGGGGCUCUGGGCGUCACCUCCUCCCUGAUGAAGAAGCACUGUCAGCACAAGAGCCAACGAGUGACUCUGUAAGGACAGUGCUGUAAACAGGACAGCAUAAAGGAUAAACUGUUGGAACCUGAGCAGAGCUGGAA
This is a messenger RNA of Scleropages formosus (Asian bonytongue), 1647 nucleotides long. RefSeq names its product oxidative stress-induced growth inhibitor 1-like. Gene Ontology annotation, molecular function: growth factor activity. Gene Ontology annotation, biological process: negative regulation of cell growth. NCBI's taxonomy places the organism in Eukaryota, Metazoa, Chordata, Actinopteri, Osteoglossiformes, Osteoglossidae. Bases 50 to 1585 code for a protein of 511 amino acids. The transcript is spliced from 5 exons. The record is from RefSeq and is a predicted model, not a curated record.